GCUAUUAAGCCAACUCCAUGUAAUUUUUGUGUGCUGUGAUUUUUUUAGUGAUAUAUCUCUCCAACUGUCCUAAAAAAGGUCCAGGAUGCCUAAACAAAACUGCCCACGUUUGAAGCUGUGUGUGUCUCUCAGCUGCCCUCCCUGGUUGUCUGUCUUUGUGUUAUGCACAGCAAGUCUCCUCAGCACAGAACUGGGAUGUGCAAGAGGCUUGCAGCUGACUUCCACCGGUCCCCAGACGAUCCAGAGAGCCGAGGGAGACAGUGUGAUUUUGGGCUGCACCUACACACCGGGCCUGAUGGACACUGGAGAGCUUGAUAUAGAGUGGUCUGUGGUCAGCCCAGACACCACCCAGAAAGACGAGCUGCUCAUGUCCUUUACCGGCGGCACAAAGUACAUCCAUACUAAUCAUGCUCUUGCAAAAGGGCUUGACUUUGCUGCCGGCGACCCGUCAAUGGGUGAUGCAUCACUCUCAAUUGCUGUGCUGUCCCAUGCCCAUAGUGCUACCUACCAGUGUAAGGUGAAGAAGUCACCCGGCGUGGACAUGCGCAAGGUGUCACUGGCGGUAAUGGCAAAGCCCUCUGUGCCUAAGUGCUGGGUGGAGGGAGGAGAGUUGCUGGGGGAAGCUGUCUCCUUGCAUUGCAAUUCUGCAAAAGGCUCCACUCCCUUAAAUUACAUGUGGAAAAGAGAAAGGGGAGGCCUGAUCCCUGCUAUAGCCACACAGAAUAGUGUAACCGGACAGCUGGAAAUUAGAAACCUUUCGCAGAGCUUUGCAGGAAUCUAUCUCUGUGAAGUCACCAACGCUGUGGGAGCUGAACAGUGUAGGAUAAAUUUGAAAGCACACAAACCUCCAAACAGAGCGGCGGUGAUCGUCGGCACCGUUGUGGGUUCUGUGCUCCUCGUCAUCCUCCUACUGCUUUUCAUCUGGCUUCUCCUCUGCAAGAUCAGCGACAGACCCCGAUAUGAAAAGGAAGUCUCCAAUGAGAUCAGGGAGGAUGCCCCAGCCCCUGAGAGCCGCCCUACCAGUCGCGGCACAAGCCGGAGUGCCAUCCGGCACCCAGAGGUGACAUACAGUCCGGUGGGCAAGUCAGAGCUGAGCAACUUUGACGACGGACGCACGUACACUCCCUCCACCAACAGCCCUCUAUACACACCAAUCAAAUAUGACAGCAAGUGCGGCUGUGCAGUUUGACAUAAACAAGGGCCACACUGUUCUGAACAGCCUCCAUUUGAACUGGAAAGCAUUUACCUCUCAUUUUUAAUGUUUGCAUAUUAGCUGCGAAGAAAGUCUCUUGACGCUCCUAACUGAAUAUUUGGAGCACUGGCAAUCUUACACAGAGCCUAAUUAGAUUACUGUGCUCUCAGAGAAAGUCUUGAAGUUCAAAGCCUGGCAGUAUGAAGAUUUGAAGAAGAUAACACUGUUCAACUUAAUUGCUUUAACUUAAUCUCAGUCACAUAGGAUGUUUUGUGCUUUUUCAAGUUACUGGUAGAUAAUGCAGAAGGCGAGCAUAAUCAUUUCUAACUCAUUCAACAUGCAGGUGAAAGUCACUGUCUGUAAUGAGGUUAGUGUUCGUAAUGUGUUUAAUGUGAAGCAGAAGUUCCUGCAGACAAAGGCUUUC
Myripristis murdjan (pinecone soldierfish) is the source of this 1616-nucleotide messenger RNA. RefSeq names its product coxsackievirus and adenovirus receptor homolog. The record is from RefSeq and is a predicted model, not a curated record. The transcript has 7 exons. NCBI's taxonomy places the organism in Eukaryota, Metazoa, Chordata, Actinopteri, Holocentriformes, Holocentridae. Bases 86 to 1189 code for a protein of 367 amino acids.